AAGGCUCUGUCCGGUCUGUUCGACCUGAGCGACCGGAGCGAGCGAAGGGAGAACAGACUGAAGCUUGAAUCACCUGAUUCCACAGAGCCAGGGCCGAAGGCCCUGCAUACGAUUCCACCUGAUUGCGCGACACAGCCGCGCCUAGCGGAGUCGGCCGUAGGCCGAAAUUCAUUAUUUAGAACUUCCACAUCUGAUCUACAAGGGCUAUAUAAGCUUGAGAAGUCAGAGAAAGAAGUCAGAGUUGUAACGAGCUUCCAGGGCAUCUGGGAUGCAUCUUCGCCAAAGGCAACCACAAGUGCAACCAAUCUGGUCCGAUCACGGGAUGCGAUAGGAGAUCAAGGAACACGGCCGAUGGCUGGAAGACAAAUGCUUGGAAGCCGUUCGUGUGCUGCUCAUGAUAGCUCAAAAAGGAUAACCGGUGGAUCUUCUUCAAAUGGGCAAGCAGGAGAGCAGCCAAUUUGGUUGGAUCACGGAAUGUGUCAGCAACACAGGAUGAUGGGUGGAGGACGGAUGCUCGGAAACUGUGCGUGCGCUGUUCAAUGCUAUUUCUUCUUCUUUGUAAAACUGAUCGGUGUCAUCAAAGGCAGCUGGGAUCCAAUGGAUGGAAGCUCAACUAGGAUGACCGGUGGAUCUUCUGCAAAUGGGCAAGCAGAAGAGCAGCCAAUCUGGUUGGAUCACGAAUGUGUCAGCAACGCAGGAUGA
Caenorhabditis briggsae is the source of this 702-nucleotide messenger RNA. The transcript has 3 exons. The annotation marks the transcript as partial. The record is from RefSeq and is a predicted model, not a curated record. Lineage: Eukaryota; Metazoa; Nematoda; Chromadorea; Rhabditida; Rhabditidae.